Lodderomyces elongisporus is the source of this 2880-nucleotide messenger RNA. RefSeq names its product Cph2p (gene CPH2). The record is from RefSeq and is a predicted model, not a curated record. Bases 1 to 2880 code for a protein of 959 amino acids. Lineage: Eukaryota; Fungi; Ascomycota; Pichiomycetes; Serinales; Debaryomycetaceae. The transcript has a single exon. Gene Ontology annotation, molecular function: protein dimerization activity.
AUGGAAGUUGCAGCACACGAUAUGACGCAAAGAGUUAAGAUGGAAGACGAAAGAGCGUAUGAAACGUUGAAUGACUUGAACCUUAUAACUGAAGGAUCGAAUAAUCUUGCACUUAAUGAAUUGUACUCGCAAGGUCUUGAUCCUCAAAUGUCAAACUUUAACUUUGACGAGACGGAUGAGUUUCUCAACUCUAUUUCUGGAGUUUUGGAUAAUACGAGAUUAGUAUCGGGCGUGCCACCUCAAUCGCUGUCGAAUAAUCAAACCAAUUACAACGAGCCCUUCUUGUCACCUUCAUCAAUCAAUGGCGAGGAGAUUAUUUUCCCAGACUUUAUGGGCCAAGCUUAUCACGAGCACAAUCAAAAUAGAUUGUUACAGGAAACUAGCAGUAAUGUGAGCUCAAUACCAAACGAAAAAAUGAGUUCUUUUUCAUCAUCGGUGGUAACUUUUAAUAAUGAGAAUGUUACACCAGUGUCUCAUUCUUCAAUCGAAAUUUCCGAUUUCACAUCACCAGAGUCUAUGACAAAUGAUAAGCCAAUAAAGGUUGAGAGAGUUGAUAAGUCAGUCAAGACUGAGAAACCAGACAAGCAGUCGCCCAAGACGAGGCAAUCUUCAUCUUCCACUGGUGCAGGUGCAGGUGCAAGUGCUGGUGCAGCUACUGCUAAUGCGAAAAUCACCAAACCAAAGGGGUCAAAGGAUAAAAACUCGCACAACAUGAUUGAAAAGAAAUAUAGAACCAAUAUAAAUUCCAAGAUUCUCAUAUUACGUGAUGCAGUGCCCGCUUUGAGGAUUGCUGCUGGGUGCGACGAUGUUUCUAUUGCUGAUUUGGAAGGUAUCACCCCAGCAUCAAAAUUGAAUAAAGCCAGUGUGUUGACAAAAGCUACAGAGUACAUCAAGCACUUGGAACAAAAGAAUGCGAUGUUGAGAGAUCAGAACUUGUACUUGCAGCGGAUUAUUCAGGAAGCUAAUAUCAAUGCAAAUGUCAAUCUAUCACAAGUAGGUGGUGGACCAGUAAAUUCAAUUUCACAACACCAACAACACCACCACCAACAACAACAACAACAACAAACAGCCUUUGCUCAAACACAACAUGUAUUGUCUUCGCCAUCGGAACAUACAAUUACUAGUGGUAAUGCAGCACAAGGAAGUUACAGCGAACCACUGUACCAGUUGGUACCUAACGUGUCUUCUCCACAGCAGCAGCAGCAACAACACCAACACCAACCAUUACCACCACCACCACAACAGCAACAACAACAACAACUACAACCACAACAGCAACAACAGCAACAACAAGGGAACACGAAUCAACCAAAUAGAUUUUUACUUGGUGGUAUGGCUGCUGUUAUGGGAACAUCAUUAUUUGGUGGCAGUGGUGAGAAUGAUUUCCGAAGCUUAAGUGCUUUACCAUUUGCCUCGUAUAUCUUUCCACAUGCUUUGCUUCACCCAUCUCCCAUGAUUGUACAGUUGUGGGUCUUGACCAAAUUGAUUUUGGUGAUUGGAAGUUUGGCUACUAUUUUUGCUCCAAUGUUGAAGAGCUUGUUUGCACAAACAGAAAAGGGUGGCGAUCCAUCAUCUUCACGGCCAUUGCUUGAUUGUUUAUUGGCUAGUUUUCAUUUCAGAGCACCAUUAAGUUUGACUGCGUUGAGAAGAAGGGAAAUUUUGCAAAAUUUGCAAAAAGGUGCCGAUGCUGCAUCAUUCACGCAAUUGACGUUUGAUUAUUAUUAUUUGCUCAGUUGUGAAGAGAAUUUUGAAAACACGUUUUUAAUAUUGGUCAUUGGCGCUAUUUUGGAAAGAAAGGUUCCUCAAUUGGUUCCAGCAGUUUUGAGUCAUACAUUGAAUGCAAAGAAAAGCUUGAUUACCAAACUCGCUUACAAAGGUGAUGAUGUGACUUUGAAAAGGUUGAACAAAUUGAUAAGUAAGGUUGACGGUACUUUGAUGUUUGAUAAUUGUUUUUUCACGGAAAGAUUUAUGAGCAAUGCGUUGGAACAGAAAUUCGUUGAUAACGACUUGGCUAAACAUGGUCAGUCUAAGUUUGUUGAAUUGCAACAGAGAUUUUCUGGUGAUUUUUUCUCUAGAGUUUUAGAGAUGAGACUUUUGGAGUUGAUCCAGGAUUUGAAUAUUACAUACUUGGAUCAAGUCAAGGGAAACAAUGGUCAAAUUUUGAAGGAUUUAAAGAUUGUUAAGCUGCUUAUUCCGGAAAACUCCGUUGUCAAUACGUACAGUUUGCUCUUUGAGACGGUAUUGAAUACAAACCAAGCACCAAUAUUGUAUAACAAAAUCAAAUCCAACAUUGACUCGAAAGUAGAAGCAAUUAUGGAUAGCAAUGUUGAGAUUUCUGAUGAUGAAGAUGAUGAAGAUGAAGAAAAAGAAUAUGAAAAAGAAGUUAAGGAAGUUAAAGAAUACGACAAAGCUGGUGAGGAAAAAGAAGAAUCUAAUUUGAACAAUACUUUUACCACCGCUUCCAUUUCCAAGUCAGCUGUCAAGUCUUUGAUAUCUCGUGAACAGUUUAUCAUUCUCUUGUCAUCUUUGGUCACAUACUACCAUAACUUAGAUGAGAGCAAAAAUGAGAUUCAGCUUCUCCAGUAUUUCAAAAAUUUGACAACGUCGAGUAUUGACCUACUUGCAUUUACAUCAUUGAUCAAGAUGGUCAAUGAAGUUGUUCCUGGUGUCUCCUCAGAGAAUGUUUAUAUAGCAAACAUUGUUGUGUUGUUACGUAAAUGGCUUCGUGAAGAUGGUGGUGCAUUGUUGAGCAGUGAUUUAAAUGAGAAGUUGACACGGUUAUUAGUUUGCAAGGGUAAAAUUAUCAACGGGAUCGAGGUUGAUGAAGAUGAGGAAGAUGACGAUGAAGAUAGAGAUGAAAACUAUGUUCGCAGAUGUUAA